This is a messenger RNA of Halichondria panicea, 1321 nucleotides long. RefSeq names its product protein OSCP1-like. Bases 67 to 1197 code for a protein of 376 amino acids. Gene Ontology annotation, biological process: transport. The transcript is spliced from 13 exons. NCBI's taxonomy places the organism in Eukaryota, Metazoa, Porifera, Demospongiae, Suberitida, Halichondriidae. The record is from RefSeq and is a predicted model, not a curated record. Gene Ontology annotation, cellular component: cytoplasm; plasma membrane.
ACAAAAAAUUUAAAUUUAAUAAAGAGUUGGCACCUUGCAGCUCUAGCUAGCUCCAUUCCUUCAACGAUGUCCCUACACACUCUGCCUAUUCUAUUCUUCAACCUGGGAGGGGAGAUGCUCUACAUACUGGACCAGAGGCUCAGAGCACAAAAUAUUCCUCCAAAGAAAUCUGUUAAAGUCAUGAGGGAUAUUGUGGGUCAGAUGUUUGAUGCUCGAUGUGUGAAGGAGCUGUUUCGUCCACAGCAGGCGUUCAGUAAGAAGUCUCUGAGGACAGUGUUUGAUAGGUUAGCCCACGCCUCCAUCAUGAAGCUCAACACCACUGCUAUGGACAAGCUAUACGACCUCAUGAUAAUGGCGGUGAAGUAUCAGAUACUUCUGUGCAGACGAGCUGAAGAUGUGAUCCUGGUCACCCUCAACCACUUGGAUACUAUUCGUGCUCUCGUUGGUGACUCUGAUAAUCACUCCAUCAUGCUCAACUCUGCCUGCAAGACUAUCGGGAAUCAUUACGGGCACUUCAGCUCAGCUGACCUCAUUCUUCUGCGCAAUUCACUACUGACAGUUUUCCAGGACAGUCACAAGAGAGUGUCUGUGUUUUUGAAGAGUAAUGCCCAGCAAAUCAAUGGCCGUUUCUUCAUCUCUAUGGGAGGCCCUGUGCCGUCUGGGUUUGAGGUCCCUGGUACAAUCAGGUACUAUGGAGAGGAUGGUGCAAAGGUGAGUGAGGAGGACUUUGCCUCGCUGGCGUUAUACGAAGCAGCGGAGGAAGCUGGAUCAUGGGAGAUUGUAGGGAACAGGGUCAUCACUCUUGGAACUAACAUGUAUGCAGCUGACAGUGUGUCUGAGUCAGACAAGGAGUCUAGGGAUGAGCCACAUGAUGAGGACACAGCUCCACAGGCUCCCAAGUCUGAUGGUGAUCCAGUGAUGAGGGCUGAGCUACAGCUGUUGGAGAAACUGAUUAUGGGCAUCAGGGAACCUCCCUCCUCUGAGGACAGUUUCAGGCUCCAGUUGUUCCCUGAUGACAAUGAACAAGACAGGCCAUCCAAGAAAAACAAAUCUUCCGUUACUGUGGUUCAGAUUAGUCCUUCAAAGAAAGGAAAGGACGAGCUUCAUAAAAUCAUGCAAGAUCUAACAGUCCAGGAUACUGCACAAGGACCAUACGAUGAUGAUGAUCUAUUGGAUUUAAUGGACAGUGUUUCUUAGGAUGUAGAAACUCUGUAUAUAGGCAACCCGGUCACUAUUUUCUGUAAUUGGUAAAGAUACAUGUAUAUUGUUGAUAGCUGGUAAGGAUCAUCACUUACAGUAAUUGUAUAUUGUGUCUGGUAAA